GACCCAUUUUUUUUACAGAAAUCCUUGAAAAAUUUUCUGUUAUCAAAUGAAAAUUUGUUCUUCGUUGUUCUUUGUUUGUACUCAGCUUUAAAAUCGUAUCAAUCAAUUUUUUCAGAAAUAACGUGUGUUAAUUUCGGAAAUACUGAGUAGUUAAAUUCGAUCAGUUCUAAUAUUGAAGACAUAAAUUUACGGCCGAUCAGCGUAAGAUAAUCCUUGUAUUCAGUUGAAGUGACAGCAUCUGUAUGAGCUUUUGGUAAAUCAGAGUUGCGUUUACGCCAUGCAUCGUCCACGAUAUUUCCGAAAUACUGCGGUUUACCACAACAGGAAUGAUCCACAUUCUGUACGUUUUGGCUUCAACGGCGCGAGUCCAAGUCAAAUGGCGAGAAAUACCUACAGACGGGCUUCUGUGACACCAUUCUCUCCAUCACCUAAUAGAUUUGUAGAUCGCAGUAAAUACGUAUGGACUGCUAAUAAACAGCAGCAGACACCUCAACCGCAACAACAACCACCAUCGUCGUUACCAUUACCAUCACCUCAGCAACCAACUCCACUGCCAGUACAAACAAAGCCGAUACAGCAACAGCCACCCGUUGAUAAGCAAAAUACACCUCAGCAACAAUCAGCACAACAUGUGACCAAGCAUACAAUAGUUAAGAAAAGUAAUCCUAAUCGUAAAGACUUGCCACCUUUAUCUGCAACUGUGACAGAUCCUCCAGAAGUUGUUGCCAAUGAUAUUGCUUCAAAGCUUAAUGAAGAAAAAGUAUACUUAAUAAGUAAAGUAGUUUCUGUGUUGGGCGUUAAAAAAGCUGUUAGGUUAUACCAAGAAACCCGAAUAAAAGAAGCGAAUGGCGGUAUUUUAGUUCAGAAUGGAAUUCGUCGUCGUACUCCUGGUGGUGUAUUUCUUACUUUACUGCGUGAAACGAGCUUCAUAUCUCCAGUGGAAAUAGACAAAAUAUUCCAAGAAAUAAAACGCCAUGAAUCAAGCUUGAAGUGACCCAUUUUCGUGACUCAUCGUAAAAUUUCAGACCGUCUGUUUUUAGUUGGAAAGCUAUACCCAGCGAGCAUUUUUUGUAAUGACUAUGGUUCGGAUAAUAUUUUUAAUAUUUAAUUCUUGCGUUUAAUUUUUUCCUUUUUUUUUUAUUUUGUAUUAAGUAUUUGAAUUAACAAAUUAGCGACAUCUUUG
This is a messenger RNA of Planococcus citri (citrus mealybug), 1183 nucleotides long. RefSeq names its product phosphorylated adapter RNA export protein-like. Gene Ontology annotation, cellular component: nucleus. The coding region runs from base 278 to 994 and encodes 238 amino acids. Gene Ontology annotation, biological process: snRNA export from nucleus. The transcript is spliced from 6 exons. NCBI's taxonomy places the organism in Eukaryota, Metazoa, Arthropoda, Insecta, Hemiptera, Pseudococcidae. The record is from RefSeq and is a predicted model, not a curated record.